Schistosoma turkestanicum is the source of this 1311-nucleotide messenger RNA. The record is from the annotation of a GenBank genome assembly. NCBI's taxonomy places the organism in Eukaryota, Metazoa, Platyhelminthes, Trematoda, Strigeidida, Schistosomatidae.
AUGAGGGCUAUCCUGUUAAUUAUUGUGUUAGUCUAUUUUAGUCGUCAAACAAAUGCUGCUCAGCCAUUGGUAGCUGUACUGAGAGUUUACAAGAGCGAUAAUUUUUCCAGUCACCUGUGCUAUUAUUUAUCACCGACCCAGAAGUUGGAUCCACUUCUAACAACAGAAAAAAUGAAACUGGUCAAUUUGAUAUCAUCUAUCAAUAAUCAUGCUAAUAUUACAUCAUCAUCACUGGCUAUCUCCGUUAAGUGGAAUGAUUUCAAUGAUGCAGAAAUACUAUCAAUAAAUCCAAAGCUUUUAAUUAUUGUCUAUGAUGGUCAAUUAAUUCCAAAACUAAAAUUAAUAUUGGCAUCACAUAAGUUGGAAGUAUUCAACAGGUCUUUGGUCUUUUUGGAUAACGAUCAAUUUAAUGAUAUCAUUAAUGGAGAGCUUUCUCGUCAACAGCAUACGAAUGAAACUUUAGUUUCCGUUUUCCCAUUUAUUUCCAACACUUUGGCGUACAAAUCUCUAAUUUUUAUUUUGUUGUACGGAUUUGCUAUAACAAGCAUCUUAUUGGGUGCAUGGAUGAUUAUUGCCAGUCGUGAAGAUCUUGGAACGAAGCUCAACGUUGAAUAUGGCGAUCUAAAAAGAGAUGCUAUUGUUGCCCUCGUUUUUCAUUAUAAAAAUAACUGGUUGAUCAGCACGGUUAAACUUCUUCAGUUACAAGAUUUUAUCAAAAAUCAAACUAUUCUACCAAAGUAUAAAUUUUCUCUAUAUUUAAGUAUUACGGUGUGUUUGGCAGCUGCUUCUAUAUUCUUGUUGUUAACUUACUUUUUCUACGAUGUAUUUGUAUACAUCUUAAUAGCGCUGUUUGCAUUGGGUGGUGCAAAUGCAAUUUCAAACUUCCUUACAUUUUUCAUCCAGCGUAUUGUUCCUUCAACAACCAAAACGUUAACAAUUAAUGUGAACUGUUGUCAAAUUACUAGUCCUAGAAAAAUAUAUAUUAUUUCUGCAGCUACUUUCCCAAUUGGUGUAGCCAUAGCUAUAACGUGGUUGGUAUUUCGUAACAAUGAAAUGAUUGGUUGGCCUUUACAAUCUAUCAUCGGGAUGCUUCUGGUGGCAGCGUUUAUUUCUUCUGUAUUGAUUAUACCAUCACUUAAGGUUGGUACACUUUUGUUAGCUGCAUUUCUGAUCUACGAUGUAUUCUUCGUAUUUAUUACUCCUUUAUUCACAUCAACUGCAACCAAUGUUAAUUAUUCUUCUGUGGCUGUUGAACUUACUCGAGUGCGACGUUCAGACGGUCACAGUUACAUGGAAGCUCUAGCUUAUUAG